Lagopus leucura (white-tailed ptarmigan) is the source of this 1391-nucleotide messenger RNA. RefSeq names its product nipsnap homolog 1 (gene NIPSNAP1). The transcript is spliced from 9 exons. Bases 126 to 1067 code for a protein of 313 amino acids. The record is from RefSeq and is a predicted model, not a curated record. Gene Ontology annotation, cellular component: mitochondrion. Lineage: Eukaryota; Metazoa; Chordata; Aves; Galliformes; Phasianidae.
GCUGACCCCACGCCGUUAAUACAUUACCAGGCCCUGCCGCUCUGUGGGCAAAGGUCUGACCGAGUGCACUGCCUCUGUGUCAUCUCUGUCACCCUACACCCUUGGGCAGGGCCACCGCGAAAUGAAUGAGACCUCUCCCUGGGGAGCACUGGGUGAGGGAGCACGCAGCCCUGGGGCUGGGUUGGGAAUGGAACAAGAUCCCUCCUCUGCUUCCCGCUUUCCCCCCACAUCAGACCACAGCCAUUGUGCCCAGCUGUAUCCUCCCCCCCUCGAUCCCCCCCCAAGCCCUGCUGACGGCGUGGUCCUGCAGGGCAUACUCACAGGAUGCUGAGGGCAGCUGGUUCCGCUCCCUGUUUGUGCACAAGGUGGAUCCACGCAAGGAUGCCCAUUCCAAUCUUCUGUCCAAGAAAGAGACCAGCAACCUCUACAAGAUCCAGUUUCACAAUGUGAAGCCAGAAUGUCUGGAUGCCUACAACAGCCUGACGGAGGAGGUGCUGCCCAAGCUUCACUCAGAUGCCGAUUACCCUUGUGACCUGGUUGGGAACUGGAAUACGUGGUACGGGGAGCAGGACCAAGCAGUGCACCUCUGGCGCUUCUCUGGUGGGUACCCAGCCCUCAUGGACUGCAUGAACAAGCUGAAGCAGAAUAAGGAGUACCUGGAUUUCCGCAAGGAGAGGAGCCACAUGCUGCUGUCCCGCAGGAACCAGCUGCUGCUGGAGUUCAGCUUUUGGAAUGAGCCCCUGCCCCGCAAGGGGCCCAACAUCUACGAGCUGAGGACCUACAAGCUCAAGCCAGGGACCAUGAUCGAGUGGGGCAAUAACUGGGCUCGGGCCAUAAAGUACCGCCAGGAGAAUCAGGAGGCAGUGGGCGGCUUCUUCUCUCAGAUCGGGGAGCUGUAUGUCGUGCACCACCUCUGGGCCUACAAGGACCUGCAGUCCCGUGAGGAGACAAGGAACGCGGCGUGGAGGAAGCGGGGCUGGGAUGAGAAUGUCUACUACACGGUGCCGCUGAUUCGGACAAUGGAGUCCCGGAUCAUGAUCCCCCUGAAGAUCUCCCCGCUGCAGUGAACUGGGACACGUGCUGCCUGCCCCAGCUCUGCUGGGAAGUGCUGGGGGCGUCUUCUUCCAUUUUGGGGUGUCUUGAGGGGGGUGGGGGGGGGGGAAGGGGUGAGAGCCCGACCCCCUGGGCUCAGCUGCCCCCUGUUUGUGGGGACCUGCAGGUGCCGCAGUGCACCCCGUGUUGCCAUUGGCCCUCCAUGCUGGGGGCAAACCCUCAGAAGCCCUCCUGAGAGGUGAGCUGGGGGCUGCUCAUAAUUACUGCUAACGAGCUGCUCGUCGGAUGCCUGUCCCCGCCGGGCUGUGGGAUAUCACCAAUUAAAUAUUUAAUUGCCA